Molecule: messenger RNA, 3054 nt
Organism: Iphiclides podalirius (scarce swallowtail)
Lineage: Eukaryota; Metazoa; Arthropoda; Insecta; Lepidoptera; Papilionidae
Source: the annotation of a GenBank genome assembly
AUGUCCCAACGGCUGUGGCUGCUCGUGGAGUGGGUGGACGAGAGGAGCGUCUUCUCGCAUUACGGCGUGGUGAGCGCCGACUCCCUGGUAACCAGCGAAAGUGACCUGCACACCGGAAAACUGGUGUUCAUCAGGAACAAGCAUGGAAACGGUGCCCGCAGAGCGCAGAUCAUGAGGAUAUCUGAUAACAAGAGCUAUGUCAAGGAGCUCAAGGUACUGCUAGAGCGGCAAGAUCAGCAGGUGAAGAACGUUGUCUCGUUAUGUAUGAACACAAUCAAGGAGAUGAAGUCGGGACCGUUGUAUUUAGGUGCGCAAAAUACCAUUCAACAAUCAGCACCAACUCCAAGUGUCUCCGGUACUCCCCAGCAUGCUGGUAACGGUAGUGAUGCUACCUCGGAAAGCGAUCAAGAGACCAACGAACUCAGUUUCAAUAAAUCGGCAAAACCGAAUAAUCAGUACAAAAGCGCGGGAAAUUCAAUGGCGGUGUAUAACAAUCGGUCAGGAACACAGAGCAAGUUUUAUGGCAGACGAUCGAUGUGCAGCAGCACACCGUUGCCAGGGCGACACGUCGAGGACAGCUGUAAGCUAACCUUCGAUCAGAGCACGCAAACAGACGCCGCAAUGUUGCAACCACCGUUGCCGAAAAUCGAGGAAAUGGAGACUGUGCUCCACCGACUCUAUAGGCAAUUCCUCUCGUUGAUAUCCGAGGUGCACGUGGAUGACGCCAUGUCCAUAUUAUCAGAGGUCUCCGAGCUGGAACGAUACGUUCCGGAGAAUACCGUAAACGAAUCGCCCAUUUUGAAGGAUGAAACGCCAACUGAGCCAAAGGUGAACACAACUAAUUCAGGAAUAGAGGACAAAUUGGUUUUAAAGAGUCACCCGAAGGUUCUACAUGUCAGGCGGGCGUCAGCGCACACUACUAUUAGUGGCGAGCCAGUGGAAAACAAUGUAGAUAUGGUACCCAUCGGUAGUGGAAAUGUGCUGGUGCCGACGAGAUUACUUGCAGACUUAGACUGGACAUCGUACACAACUGCAACUAGACAACUAUUACAGGCUGUUUUUCCACGCAGGGUUUUAGCGACUCAUUGCCUCUCUGGCAAACAAUCACCUGCUUUUGCGAACAAACCUCCGAAAAAGCGCCUGGAUCCGAAAUUAGUGGAUGACAUAAUAGACACAGUCUCUGAAAGAUGCGGCGUCCAUAAACGACUCUUGGAUGAAAUAGAUCCACCAGUUGUUGGACAACCAGAAGAAGAAGAAGAAGAACUUUCUUAUCCAAUGUCAUAUGAAGAAAUGUUAGAACAUAGGCAGCAGAUAGCUAAAUUAAGAGCUCAAGAAUCCUAUAAAGCAGCAAAAGCUAAACGGCAAAGUAAAAUUAAAAGUAAAAAGUACCACCGAAUUUUAAAGAAAGACAAACUAAAACAACAAUUAAAGGAGUUUGAAGAACUACAAAGUAAGAAUCCAGAAGAAGCACUAAAGAAAUUGGAAACCCUUGAGAAAGCUAGAGCUUUAGAGAGGCACACACUUCGUCAUAAAAAUACUGGAAAAUGGGCUAAAAGUAAACUAAUUAGAGCAAAGUAUGAUACAGAGGUAAGACAACAGUUAUCGGAGCAGUUGGCAGUCAGUAAAUCCCUUACUCAUAAAACUAUGGAUGCAGAGAGUUCUGAUGAUGAUGUUGAUAAUAAUGAAACCAUUUCUGAUUUGGCUUUAUCACAAGACCCCAAAAACCCUUGGAUGAUGAAAAGACCAGAUAAAUCAAAUAUAGAUGAAGAGUUUGAUUUUGGCUACAAAAAGUAUCUUAAAACAAAAAUGUUGAGAACUAAUGAAGUUAAUGACUCGGGUUCUGACCAUGAUAAUGUAGAGGAAGACAACUCUAAUAUUACAGAAAAUGUAAUUGAUGUUCUGAAAAAAAGUGUUAAUAAAUUAAGUCAAAGAAAUAAUGCAGGCAGAGAAACAAAUACUAAAAUUACAAAAAAUCUUAAGAUUAAAGAGCCAGUGACUAAAAAAAUUAAAAUUUCAAAUGAUAAGAAGCAACAGCAACAAAAAGAAAGUAAAUUAGUUGCUACAUCAAAUUGGAUUGUUGAUCCUGUAAAUGGAAAUCAAGGGGAGGAGAAAAAAAAGCCUUCAGAAGACAUUUCUAACAUGUUUGACUGUUUGGAAAAAAAAGUUGUUGGAAAAGUUCAAAAAAAAAUUAAAAAACUGAAAAAAAAUAUUGAUAAAAUUGAUAAUGCAUCAAAGUCUGCUGGUAAAGUAAAAUUAAAUGCAUCAUAUGAAGAAAAACAUGGUUUGGAAUACUUAAAGUUGAAAAAGCUAAAUCAAAAACCGAUAAUUGAUGAACCAUUACUAGAAACAAGCAGUAAAUCAAAUGUUACAGUAGACCCUAAAACAUUGUCAACAGUAAUUGCGGCAAUGUAUUCGACUGAAGAAUCACCUAGACAAGAAAACACUAAUAUUGAUCCCAGCAGAUUUAUUGAAAUCAAACCAAAAUAUUUAAAUACUCCUUUACCAAAAGAAGUAAAUGAAUAUGAUAACCUAGAUGAUGAUGAACAAGUAGUCCCAAAGAUAGAUAUAGAAGAAGUAUUUGAAGAAGAUGAUGUUGUUGCAAGUUUUAGACAAGAAAAAGAGGAUGAAAUCAACAAAAACAAACCACAAGAUAUAGAUUUGUCUCUACCUGGUUGGGGUCAGUGGGGAGGCAAAGGUGUAAAAGUUUCUAAACGAAAAAGAAAUAGGUUUAUAAUGAAAGCUCCUACAGCUGCACCAAGGCGUGAUGAAAAUAAGGGUAAUAUUAUAAUAAAAGAAUAUAAAGAUCCUAAACUUGCUUCACAUAAAGUUUCAGAUGUACCAUUCCCUUUUAACAGUAUCAAAGAUUAUGAAGCUUCUAUAAGGGUUCCACUUGGCAAUACCUUUAUGCCUGAGAAGGCACAUAAGAAACUCAUUCAACCAAGUGUAAAGACCAAAGCUGGUGCAAUAAUUGAGCCAAUGGAUGAAGAAGAAUUAUUGAUGCCUCGAAAUCGAACAUUUAAUAAUGAAUCUGUUAUUAAAUUAUUGGCUAAAAAA